AUGCCUCAAGUGACAUUGCUGCUUUUACCGCUCAGCGCUCAUUCGGUGCCGGUUUCGGUGAAAAAGGGACGAAGUAGUUUCACAAUCGGAAACUGUGUGUGGAUCGUCGACCGGCCCUGCCCGGACAGUGAUAUACGGUUCUAUCUCUUCACCCGCUCCAACCCCGAAGAUCGACAGUACAUACACAUCGAUGAGAGCUGGGAAGCGUCGAACAUCAGCUCGUCCUACUUCAACCCGGCCCAUCCGGUGAAGGUGAUCAUCCACGGCUACAAUGCCGACAUGUUCCUGACGCCGUUGAUUAACAUGAAGGGAGAGUACCUUCAACGGGCGAACUACAAUCUCAUCUACGUCGACUGGAGCGAGCUCGCCCAUGGUCCGUGCUAUCCAUCGGCCGUACACAACACGCGCCACGUUGGCAAGUGUAUUGGCCAGCUGGUGCAGCGGAUCAUCGAUGCCGGCACGGACAACAUCCAUCUGGUUGGGUUUUCGCUCGGAGCGCAGGUGACGAACUACGUGUCCACAACGGUGCGGCCCUUCCGAUUGAAACGCAUCACGGGGUUGGAUCCGGCAAUGCCACUUUUCAUUACGGCCGCCGCCGACGACAAGCUUGAUCCCUCCGAUGCGGAGUUCGUCGAUGUCAUCCACACCAACGCCCUGGUGCAGGGGAAGAUCGAACGGUGCGGGCAUGUCGAUUUCUAUGUUAACGGUGGCAUCCUACAACCGGGCUGUAACGGAUUCCUGUCUUUAUACAUUUUAGAUCCAAUGGCAUGUAGCCACCACCGAGCACCGGACUAUUACGCCGAAUCGAUCCGCAGUCUAACCGGAUUUUGGGGCUGGAGUUGCCAGAGUUACAUUUACUAUCUGCUCGGGUUCUGUCCGCAGAAUAACGUACAGGUUGUAGCUGGCGAAGACUGCCAGCCCGGUACGGAAGGCAUGUUCCUGAUCACGACCAACCCAGCCUCACCGUUCGCGAUCGGUCGAUUCGCCGGAUUCAGUAUUCCACAGAAAAAGGACGCGGUCCUGCACAAGCACGGUCUCAACCGGGAUCCGUUCAUCAGCGACAUCGAUCAGUGGGGCAAGCUGGACGGGUCGUUCAACAACGUGGACCAUUUCCCGACACCGUACUCGCAGGACCCGAACCCGGCGGACGACGACGAAUGGCCGUACUUCAAUCACGUUGGGACGAAACAACUAACCAAGGAGCACAUCAAGAAGAUCCUCGAUCAGGACAAGUCACGCGUGCACGGAGACGACCGUUUGCCGGUGGCGAGCACCCUGGCUACGGCCAUUCCUACGUCGCAGUCACCGUACGACAACGAGAUCGAGGAGGCGUUUCAGCUGCAGGACCUGCGGAGACGGCUGCAGCAGAAGGAGGCCAGCGUGAUGCAGUACUACGCGAUGCCAACAGGCCUAGAAUCGACGGUGGCGAUCGACCAGCGAUCAGUCUGUGUGCAUAAUCCACCCCGUACGGCAGCAAUGUACGAAUACCUUAUCCAGCUAAUGUGCCAAUAUGUAUUCCUGCGGGAAGUGUUCAAAUUGAACUGUGACAUCGAGAAGCUGAAGGCGCUCGACCCGAACUACGGUGUCACCUGGAUGUUCAUGCCCGACGACAAGGGAAACCCGCACAUCGUAGAUCUCACCGUACCGGACGAAGAGCGGUCCGAGGGAAGGGCGACCACGGUGCAGGAUGACGUUACCUUCUAUCACUACCGGCAAUCCACGAUCGACUCUCCGUUCUCGUUUCGCUUCGUGAACGAUCCGGCUACUCCGCUGGCCCUGAACGAAUCCUACGAUCCAACGAUCCCGACGAAGUUCGUUAUACACGGUUGGAGGAACUCGAUUAGCAGUCCCAUAUCGCAGAACAUCAAAAAUAACUAUCUCAAACGAGAAGACAUGAACGUUAUCGUGGUAGAUUGGGCUCCGCUGGCGUCGGACAUUUUAUACGUCAAGCCUUUAAUAGCCACUCGCAACGUCGGUGCCCAUGUUGGAGGACUUAUCGAUCGUAUGGUUGAAGAACGUUACACGGACCUGUCGGAUGUGCACAUGAUAGGGCACAGCCUUGGUGCGCAUACCUCCGGCGUUGCUGGCUGGUCUAUCCGGAGCGGAAAGGUGGCUCGAAUCACCGGACUUGAUCCGGCCCUGCCCGGGUUCGUCGGAGUGUCGUCGGAAAAAAUGCUCGAAUCGACUGAUGCACAGUUCGUCGAUGUCAUUCACACCUGCGCUGGAUUCCUGGGCUACGAUGAGAACAUCGGACAUGUGGACUUUUGGCCUAACGGCGGCCGCCAAAACCAACCAGGUUGCGGUGUUGAUAUGCUUGGUGCUUGUAGCCACGGACGAUCGCAUGAGUACUACGCCGAGUCUAUCCUUAGACCGGACGCUUUCAAGGCUUACCCUUGUGAAAAUACGAAUGACACUAAGUGUCGUUCACAAAGCGCGGUGCCAAUGGGAGACGCGACUCCGAACACGGCCAGAGGGACUCUCUAUCUCGAAACGAACGCCGAACCUGCGUAUGGAAAGGGAUUGUAG
Messenger RNA from Anopheles coustani, 2526 nucleotides. RefSeq lists its product as uncharacterized. Gene Ontology annotation, molecular function: lipase activity. The record is from RefSeq and is a predicted model, not a curated record. The transcript is spliced from 9 exons. Lineage: Eukaryota; Metazoa; Arthropoda; Insecta; Diptera; Culicidae. The coding region runs from base 1 to 2526 and encodes 841 amino acids. Gene Ontology annotation, biological process: lipid metabolic process.